AAACAUCCAACUAGGUGGAAGGUUAUAACAGUGAGGUACGAUCAAUGAGGCUUCGAUGCAAAAAGGGGAUUUUUCUGUCACUGCCCGGCAAAAUAAAAAGGAGGGAAGCUACCGAACCCUUCCUAUUUCACCUUCAAUUAGGCGAGAGAGAGGAGGAAGAACCAAACAGCGGAGAGCACAAGCACGGAGCACGCGUUCUUCGUCUCUCACCUCACGGGAGGCGAGGGCGAGGAAAGCAAUCGGAUUGGGGAGGCUAGUCCUAAUCGAGCAAGAAAUCCGAAGACUACUCGCCUUUUCGCCUCCCCAUUUCCUCCCGAUUUGGGUUUGGGUCGCGGUAGCUAAUCCGGCGCCCAAAUCCACCGGAAUCGCCGAAGGAUCUAGCAAGAAAGGCGCGGUCCAUCUUCCCUGCCCCCUCUCCUCCAUCGCCCGUUUGGCCGCGGCUUUUCUCCUCUCUGGGCGAUUUGGAGCCGCCAGAUCACUCAAUUUUCCUCGUCACGCGUGCCCAACCUUGAUCAGAAGACUUCCUACAUACAGGAGCCUGUGUUUUGAAAGGAAAUUUUAGUAUGAAGCCUGAUCAGUUAAUUUUCUCCAAUCUUGAUCAUGACAGAGGGUACAUAUACAAGUUCCCACCAGAGUUUCCAAUGUCUCAUGAUCUCGGGUUGAAUAUUUUUUCACAUGUUGGUGCAUUAGUGGGGACUUCUUUAAGACAUCACAGGCAGAUUUGUUCUUCAGGAAAUCUAAUGGUUCAUGGAGCUUUCAAUCGCCUCAACAAGUUGUCCAGAGCUUUCUAUUUCUGGCUUUCUAGGCCAUCUGAUCCCAAGAUUUUCCGCUGGCUGUUAGCUAUUGCAGGGCCUGGUUCUAGUUCUUGUCAGUCGAAUAUGAAACAAGUUAGCUCCCACAUGCAAAAUUUUACUAGAUUGCAGUUUGGUUCUCUAGUAAGAGAAGAGCAUGCAAUACAACUGCUUUUAGCUAGGGUUGCAAAUGCAAUGAUUGGGCGACUGUGGAAUGAUUUUGAGCAACAACAUGCCUUCAAUCUUCUUACUCUAUCCGGUGCUGCUGCUAUUGUACCACCACUCGAAAAUAUAUCACCAAAGAUGCUUGCCGAGUCAAUCGCAUUGGGAAAUAUUGAUGGUUAUACCAGCAGACCAGCGGAUCAGCCUUAUGUAGAAGGAAAAUGCCUAAGUUGUACUAGUGUUGCUGUGCCAAGCACAAUCUUUAAAGAAGAUGCAAUUGAACCAAAAACUGGAAUCAAAUUCCCAGCAUUUCUCGAAGAUGACUCCAGUUCAUCUGCAACGGUCCUUGUUGGAAUAGGUUUCAAAGGCAUGAGAAUAAUGAGAGUAAAAAAUUUGAACCUGUACGCAUUCGGUUUAUAUAUGCAACCAAAUUCUAUCUGUGAGAAGCUGGGUCCUAAGUAUGCUUCAGUUCCAACCACCAAACUGAUGGAUAACCCAGAUUUCUAUAAUGAUCUUCUGAGGGAAAACCUUCAUAUGAGGGUUAGGUUGGUAGUGAACUACAAUGGCCUUAGCAUUGGUGCAGUGCGAGAUGUAUUCGAGAAGUCCCUUGGUCUGCGUUUGCAGAAGAUGAAUCCCAACACCGACUAUCAUUGCUUGAAGACCUUUGGUUCUUAUUUCACAAAAGAUAUCCCUAUACCUGCGGGUACUGAGAUUGAUUUCUGUCAAACAUCGGACGGACAGCUAAUAACAGAAAUUGAUGGCAAACAAAUUGGUGCUGUUCGGAGCAAAGACCUUUGCAAGGCUUUCUUCGACAUGUACAUUGGCGAUUCACCAGUUUCAUUGGAGGCCAAAAAAGAUGUUGCCCAAAACAUAGCUGGGCUCAUAGGAAGACGCUGAGGAAAGCAAAAACCUAACGGCAGCUGGUCAGAUAAUUGUUUCAUUCUUCUGUACAGUCAGAGAGGAGCACAUAUCAACGGGAAACUAGGCGAGAAUCAUAUGCAAUAUAGUGAUCUGUAAGUUGUAAACAAAACUGUAAAAAAAUGUAAUUGGAAGAUAGCAUAUUUCAACUCUGCAAGGGUCCCCAUUCUUUUUUUUUUCCAUUGGGAUGGGCCUUUUGCCAAUUUUUUUACAGCUGCUGUAUCAUGUAUGCUCCAUUGAGCCAGAAGUUGUAAAACAUGGAGGAAUUGAGGAUGCUUCUUCCACUAAAAAGAAAAUGGAAGCCUUAAAAUUUUAUUCA
Messenger RNA from Phragmites australis (common reed), 2190 nucleotides. RefSeq names its product fatty-acid-binding protein 2-like. The coding region runs from base 564 to 1850 and encodes 428 amino acids. Lineage: Eukaryota; Viridiplantae; Streptophyta; Magnoliopsida; Poales; Poaceae. Gene Ontology annotation, cellular component: chloroplast stroma. Gene Ontology annotation, molecular function: intramolecular lyase activity; fatty acid binding. The record is from RefSeq and is a predicted model, not a curated record. The transcript is spliced from 11 exons.